Funneliformis mosseae is the source of this 168-nucleotide messenger RNA. Lineage: Eukaryota; Fungi; Glomeromycota; Glomeromycetes; Glomerales; Glomeraceae. The record is from the annotation of a GenBank genome assembly.
AUGAGAUCCAUAACUAUAAUACUUGUAAAAUUGAUUAAUUAUAAACUAGCUAUGCAAGCGUUAAACAUCUCAUGGCUUAAUCUGCAAAGAACAGGUUGCAGAGAUAGUAGCAGGUUACUUAGAAGUAUAACAUCACGAUCAAGAAAAGGGGAAAAUACUUUAGCUUAG